Triticum aestivum (bread wheat) is the source of this 2953-nucleotide messenger RNA. RefSeq names its product protein FAR-RED ELONGATED HYPOCOTYL 3. The record is from RefSeq and is a predicted model, not a curated record. The transcript is spliced from 7 exons. Gene Ontology annotation, molecular function: zinc ion binding. NCBI's taxonomy places the organism in Eukaryota, Viridiplantae, Streptophyta, Magnoliopsida, Poales, Poaceae. Bases 1612 to 2616 code for a protein of 334 amino acids. Gene Ontology annotation, biological process: regulation of DNA-templated transcription.
CCCGCUUUAAUGGGCCGAUCUGGCGCUACAGCUGCUUAACCACAUGAUCGGUUUCUUUUUCUUUCCUUGGUCGUCUCUUGCUGUGCGGAGCGGCGAUUCGCCAUGGAUGGCCUCGAGUUCUUCUUUGAGGAAGAAGAAUCUGGAUUGGUUCCUAGGCUAGAUGCGGGAGAUAUUUUGGGUGGUGGGAUAGAUGUUGUGGAGUCUGUGGUUGCUUCUAUCCAUGAAGCUCACGGCCCCUUGGCUGAUCUGAUAUGUUCUGAGCCCAUGGACAGCAGCGGCGACGAAGGGCAUGCUGGAGAUAUGGAAGAGGAUGUUGUCUUAUUCUGCAACUGAACAGAAGUGAGGUCGUUGGUGACUCAAACGACAUGCCCCCUGAUUGCGAGAAAGCUGCAUCUGUGAGAGAAGAUGGAGAUGCAGAUGGUGUCAUCGUCAACAAUUCAAAGGGCUCCUGCUGGAGUCGACGUAUUAGGAUUGGCAAGGCGUCAGAAGAAAGGGAUGCCAACCCAAGCAGAGUUCCUGCGCUUGAGGCUUCAAUGAGGGCUUACGCGGAGAACAAGGCUGAUAGUGUUGUCAAUCCGGCGGUCGGAACUAGCUUUAACACAGUUGAGGAAGCGUACGAGUUUUACAACCUAUACUCCCGGGAGACUGGCUUUGGCGUCAGGUAUGCCAAAAGCAGACUGAAUGUUCAUCGGACAAAGUGUAUGCAAGAGUUUGUGUGCGCAUGUGCGGGUAAGCCAUUGCAAUCCAACAGCUGAUCGACAAGGUCCGGGUGCGGUGCGUUGAUGUGGGUGCCUAGAUCUGAAGAUAAAGGAUGGUACAUAUGUGAACACAAAUCAGAGCACAACCAUGCACUCUUAGGUAAUUGUAUGGAGAAGCUACACUGGAAGUCUCACCGACACAUAGAUAGAUAUACCAGAGACUUGGUGAAACAGCUAGGAGAAAACAAUAUAAGCUUAAGCAAGGUUUACAGUGUAGUUGGCAGUUUUUUUGGAACGGUGAAGGAGGUGUCAUUCACAAAGAGAUCUCUAAAAACUCUAUGUGGAAAACUUAAUAAAGAGCAAUCGGAAAAUGAUGCCACGAAGACAAUACAGGUUUUCAACGCAAUGCAGGCUGAGGAUCCUGAGUUUAAAUACAGUGUACAACUUGAUCUUGAAGGUAGAGUUAAGACUUUGAUGUGGACAAUAGGAAGAAGCAUUGAGCAGUUUAAGUGCUUUGGCGACGCUGUCACAUUUGAUACCACAUAUGAGACAAAUCUAUAUGACAUGCCGUUCGGUCUUCUUGUUGGUGUCAACAAUCACUUCCAAAGCAUUUUUUUUGGUGGUGUGCUGAUGAGCGAUGAGAAAAUCGACACUUUCAGAUGGAUAUUUACAGAGUUCUUCCAUAUAAUAGGUGCUCCUCUGCCGCGCACUAUCCUCACGGUUUCAGAUCAAGCUCGUGCGAUGGAAGUUGCCAUAAAAGAUGUCAUGCCACAUACAGUGCAUCGACAGUGCAAAUGGCAUGUCCUGAAGAAAGCAAAAGAGAGCCUUGGAUCAUUGAUGGCCAAGGGCGCUGAGUUCAAACAAGAGUUCAACAAGAUGGUGCAUCACAUCGUUUGUGAGAAGGAAUUUGAGGAUGGCUGGGCGUGUAUGCUUGAUAAGCAUGGGUUGCAAAAAAAACACAUUUCUCACCCAGAUUUAUGAGACCAGGAUGAAACGGGCUAAACCUUACUUCAUGAAUUUUUUCUGUGCCAAGAUGACUAGCACGCAGCGGAGCGAGAGUGCAAACCAUUUGCUCAAAGGGUACGUGCCGUCAGGAUCCCCGAUGCACUUCUUUGUUAGGCAAUAUGAGAAGAUGCAAUUUGAUAGAGAUUCAGAGGAGAGUUACCAGGAGAAAAGAACCAAGCUGGGUGGUGUUGUGCUGGCUCAGAACCUCCCCAUCGAGAUUCAUGCAUCGAAAAUUUACACACGGGCUAUGUUUGAAAAUUUUGGCGAGAUGCUAUAUGAGGGUGGGUCAUAUGUUCUGGUCGAAGUUGUCCCUUGUCGUGAAUACAUAGCAAGGCAUGUAAAAAAAGAUUCCCGAGACAAGUGGUGCAAAAAUGAAUUCCUCGUCCAGGUCAACGAGCUUGCUGAUGAAUUGAAAUGCGAAUGCGGGAUGUUUGAGCAUUUUGGCAUGGUCUGUAGUCAUGCACUAAAGGUGAUGAUCCAGCUUGGUCUGCAAGAGGUUCCGGCAAAACAUGUGCUGAAGCGUUGGACAAGGGAUGCAAGGGAUAUACUGCCUCCAGAAUUUAUCCGUUCCCAGAAAGACCAAGGUCCUCUCAAGUACUCCUCGCGGCGACAUAACAAUCCGCAUCUACUUUGCCUUGAAAUUGUUAGACUUGGUGAUAGCAAUGUCGAUGCAUAUACUCUUGCCAUGGAGCAGCUAAGAAAUGCAAAGGCAUUGCUUGAACCGGUAGCCGAUGUACGUGAUGGCAUGGGAUUAUCCAACAGAGAAAUGGCGGGUGAUUCUGCAGGCUCGUCUAUAGCGCACAAACAACAAUCAGGUGCAGAGUGUCUCGCAAUGUUCAGACAGCUUUGGGGCACCAUCCAAGAAGAGACCAGCGGGGCGGCCUACAACAAGCCGCGACAAAGCGCCAUAUGAACAACCGGCUAAAAGGAGUCGGUUUUGUUCAAUCUGCCGUGGUCAGGGGCACAAGACCACUACAUGUCCGCAGCGCGGUGAUCUUCCGAAGGCGCCAAGGAAGUCGCCUCGCUGCUCCAGGUGCAGUCUGACAGGAAACAGGAGGAACACUUGCACCAACACGCCUUGGGCGGAUUUCUACGAGUGAUGUUGUUAUGUUUUUGUGGUUGAAGUGUAGCAGUUCAUUGAACUGUGCUUCUGUCGGAUGUUAGGCUGCUAGCAACUCUGCACUAUGAUAGUGAGAAUCUGUAUCUGUAGUUUGCUUGUUGUGUUCGAUAAUUGCUUGGGAACUCCGUGA